Molecule: messenger RNA, 6125 nt
Organism: Cottoperca gobio
Lineage: Eukaryota; Metazoa; Chordata; Actinopteri; Perciformes; Bovichtidae
Gene: ephb4a
Product: eph receptor B4a
Exons: 17
Coding region: 785-3856 (1023 amino acids)
Biological process (GO): protein phosphorylation; ephrin receptor signaling pathway; axon guidance
Cellular component (GO): dendrite; plasma membrane
Molecular function (GO): transmembrane-ephrin receptor activity; protein binding; ATP binding
Source: RefSeq, a predicted model, not a curated record
AGCUUGCUAGUGCCAUUGGACUCCGGGUUUGAUGCGGCGAUGAAGUCCUCCAUGACCAGCGGACAGUAGUCAGCCCUACGGUCUACUGUAGCGCACAACUUUUAGUAUAGGCUGUUCGUCCAGUCUCGCUGACUUAUCCGGAGAACAAACUAGACAUUUCACCCCAGUAUCAGUCUAAUUUUUGCCUGUUAAUCCAGGCCAGGCUAGACGUGUCGCGCAGUAUCCCCACCACCUUUAGUGGAUUUUCCCCCCGCAGCCUAAAUAGUAUGGUGCUUUAAUUAAGGAGAAAAAAGGAAAACACAUGUUUGCCGAUCAUGACGAGAAGAUGUGGAAGUAGGUAUGAACCGACUGAUAAUGAGGAUUAUCUCGGCAACUAACACACAUGCAGUGAGGUGCCCUGGUUGCGGAUUCAGCGUGGUCGGUCAUCGAGCUCAGGGGGAGAUUUUGGGAGAAGUCGUGUGGAGCACAAAUAGCUUUUUAAAGCCGAGGAUACAACAAGUUUGGACCAUGCACCCCCUGUGCUGACAGUGGACUGAGGAGGGAGAAGAGUUGAAACACUGACGCUUGUUUCUGACUGUUGUUUUCUGCCCAGACUUUCACCACAACACAAAGUUGGACAAUUAUCAGAAGUUUCCAGGCUGACCGCUUGUUAUUCGAGUAGCUGUGUCCGAAAACGUGCUUUAUAUUCAUAUUAGACUGAAACCGCACGAAGCUAAAGUGUAUUUUUUUACUGCGGUGUUUUGACCACCGUGUGUGAGGCGCUCUGAACUGAAGUCCACUUUAAAUGCGGACUGGUUUGCGGUCGGUGAGUGCACAGCCGAGCUGCCAGUGCCACUUGAUUUUUAAUUCAAGGACAAAACAGAAGUCUGUUAAUUUGUUACUAUUUAGUAACACCACCAUGGAGCUGACAUACACGAGCAUUGUCCUGCUGGGGUGCAUCUUCCUGGACUGGGCUCUUCUGGUUUCUGCAGAGGAAGAGGUGCUGAUGAACACUAAGACGGAGACUUCUGAUCUCAAAUGGACCGUCUUCUCACACGCCAAACCCGAGUGGGAGGAAGUAAGCGGUUUAGAUGAGGAUUAUAACAGCGUGAGGACCUAUCAGAUCUGUCAGACUGACAGCGCCUCCAGCCAUUGGCUUCGCAGCGGCUUCAUCCAGCGACGGGGAGCGUCUCGGGUGUACGUGGAACUGCGAUUCACCAUAAUGGAGUGUUCAUCCAGAAGCACUCACCACCGCAGCUGUAAGGAGACCUUUAACCUGUACUACUACCAGGCAGACUCCAACGAGGCUACGUCCUCUUACCCGCCCUGGAUGGAGAACCCAUACACCAAGGUGGACACAGUGGCUGCAGACUUUCUACGGAGGAAGGGUGGGGAGCGGAAAUUCAACGUGAAGACCUUAAGACUCGGGCCUCUAUCUAAGAGAGGCUUCUACUUGGCCUUUCAGGCUCAGGGCGCCUGCAUGGCCCUGCUGUCCGUCAGGGUGUUCUUCAAAAAGUGUCCCCCCCUGGUCAGUGCUCUUUCCUCUUUCCCCGAAACUGUUCCCCGUACUCUGGUGCAAGAGGCGCAGGGUGUGUGUGUGGAGCAUGGCACCCAGCAAGGGCCCCGACCUCGGCCGCCUAAGCUCUUCUGCGGGGAAGAUGGCCAGUGGGUGGGCCAGCCAACAACGUCCUGCGGCUGCCAACCAGGAUAUGAGCCCGCUGAAGGAAACACGAGAUGCACAGCCUGUCCUGUCGGUCAGUUCAAGUCUUCCGCAGAGGGACAUUGCACAGGCUGUCCGGGAUUCAGCCACGCCGCCAUCGGAGGGGCGCCAGUGUGUGCUUGCCGCUCUGGAUACUUGCGUGCCGAGUCUGACACCCCCGACACCACGUGCACACGACCUCCCUCGGCUCCGCGCAGCAUCGUCACCCGGAUCAACGACACCACGCUCAGUCUGGAAUGGAACGAGCCUCUGGACAACGGCGGCAGAACAGACCUGAGCUACGCCGUCAGGUGCUCUGUGUGCAGGACACCUAAGGGGCAGUGCCUCUCCUGCGGAGACAGUGUCAGCUACUGGCCCGAGCAGCACGGCCUGCUGGGUCGCAGGGUGGAGGUAUGGGGUCUGCUGCCUCACACCACAUACGCCUUCGCAAUCCAGACUCUCAACGGGGUGUCACAGAUCAGCGGCAAAGACCCUGCUAGUGAAAGUGUCAACAUCACAACGAGCCAUGGCGUGCCAUCGCUCGUGUCUGUGAUUCGGAAGAGUGACUCCACAGAGAGCAGUCUGACUCUGCACUGGUCAGUGUCGUCUCAGCCACACUACACCAUCCUGCAGUAUCAGCUACGCUACUGUGAGAAGGAGCGACGUAGUGAAGAUCAGUGCCACUACACAGAGAGCAACAAAAACCAGGCGGUGCUGACGGACCUCCGCAGGGCCACGCAGUACGAGGUGCAGGUUCGGGCGCGCACCAUGGCCGGUUAUGGCAGCUUCAGUCCUGCAGCCUUCUUCCGCACGCUGCCUGAUAAUCACGACUCUGCCGCCCAGUUCUUAGUACCUGGCAUCCUUAUCGCCGUUGGGAUGUUGCUGCUUGUCACUUUCGUCUUAGUGGCCGCCUACUGCAUACGCAGACACAGCCGAGUAAAGGAUCCAGAGCUGAGCGACAAAAACAGCCAGUACCUCGUUGGCCAAGGGGUCAAGGUUUAUAUCGACCCCUUCACCUACGAGGACCCUAAUGAGGCCGUGCGAGAAUUUGCCAAGGAAAUUGAUGUUUCCUUUGUCAAGAUCGAGGAGGUUAUCGGCGCUGGGGAGUUUGGGGAAGUGUGUCGAGGGCGGCUGAAGGUCCCAGGGAAAAAAGAGAACUACGUAGCAAUUAAGACGCUAAAGGGAGGCUACACUGACAAGCAGAGACGGGACUUCCUGUCUGAAGCGUCCAUCAUGGGUCAGUUCCAGCACCCCAACAUCAUCCACCUGGAGGGGAUCAUCACAGCCAGCUGUCCCGUCAUGAUCCUCACAGAGUUUAUGGAGAACGGAGCUCUGGACUCUUUUCUACGACUGAACGACAGCCAGUUCACUCCCAUCCAGCUGGUGGGUAUGCUGCGCGGCAUCGCCUCCGGCAUGAAGUACCUGGCAGAGAUGAGCUACGUCCACCGAGACCUGGCUGCCCGCAACAUCCUGAUCAACAGCAACCUGGUGUGCAAGGUGUCCGACUUCGGCUUGUCGCGCUUCCUGCAGGAGAACUCGUCCGACCCGACCUACACCAGCUCUCUGGGAGGUAAGAUCCCAAUCCGCUGGACAGCACCGGAGGCGAUAGCCUUCAGAAAGUUUACCUCAGCCUCAGAUGUGUGGAGCUAUGGCAUUGUCAUGUGGGAGGUCAUGUCUUUUGGAGAGAGACCGUACUGGGACAUGAGUAACCAGGAUGUAAUUAAUGCCAUAGAGCAGGACUACCGGCUGCCACCGCCCCCUGACUGCCCCACCCACCUACACCAGCUGAUGCUGGACUGCUGGCAGAAGGACCGCUCAGCGCGCCCUCGCUUCGCAGACCUCGUCAGUGCUCUGGACAAACUGAUACGCAACCCCGCAUCACUGAAAAUAGUGGCUCAAGAAGGAGCAGGGCCGUCCUACCCCCUGCUGGACCAGCGUGCACCUUUAGCCCUCUCGUCGUGUGCUUCAGUGGGGGAAUGGCUGAGGGCCAUCAAGAUGGAGCGAUACGAAGACAGCUUCCUGCAGGCCGGCUUCAACUCAGUGGACCAGCUGGCUCAGAUCACCACAGAGGAUCUGCUGCACAUGGGAGUGACUCUGGCCGGGCACCAGAGGAAAAUCCUUUCCAGCAUCCAGACAAUGACCUUUCUGAACAAGAGCACUGCAACUGUGACCUUCUAGCUCUCCUGUCUCCUAACCUGGACGUGAACACCAGCACACGGGUGCAGCCGUGUACUGCGACCCACUUUAAACACGGACUACAAGGGAGAUUGGCAGAAUUUUCUAAUGACCAGGGGAGAAAAAAAUAGAAAAAUAAAGGACUAAAAGAUGUCUUUCCGCUCAGUAUGAGCGAGUCGAGUCCCUGUCACCCACAGUGACGUGGGGACGAAGUUGACGUUGUGCAGACUUGACUCUGCCUCAUUUUUACAGUUUGUGAUCGGUGUUUUUAUAUCUACCUGAAGUUAGGACCCAAUAAAUGUGCUAUACCAAGAGGGGGAGACUGAUCAGAAUUUACAACGUUUCUGUAGUACCAUGUCAUUUUGGAAAGUGGUCGACUGGUUUGUUGUCCCAUGAAAAUAAUCACUUCACCAAAGGAGAUGAAAAGAAAAGCCGGUGCCAAUCCAAGGAUUUCCAUUUUCAUAUUGUGUAAUUAUGAAUGAGAACUGCUUUCACCCCGGGUGUCUUGCAUUAAGUCCAUCUGGAUUACAUUACUACAUAAACAUUUCCACAUCCAGACUGAACAUUUUAACUGUUGGAUUGUACUUCUUUGUUUCUAUUUGAUUUCAACAUUACCUCCUCUUUACUCAGGUGUGAUGUGUAAUGCAAACGUUGGACAGCGCUGUACUCGUGCUAAUCAGACUUCUUUCAUCUUCUUCUUCUUCUUCUUCUUCAUCGGCUCCACAGCGUGUGAGGAGAAGAGACAUUUCAGCACUUUCGUCCUUUCAGAGCGAAUCUUUAAUUCCAUGUGUUUCUCUUGGAGUGUGGUUGGUUAUUUCUACUGCCUGUGUUUCUGCUGGCAGCUCAGUUUUAUUAUAGUCAGACUGAACAAGGACCAAGUGUGUACUCAGAGACCAGAGAACACUGUCAAAAUGGUUUUCUUUGUAGACAUUUACCAAGAAAGCUGUCUGGCCUCAAACUUGUUUUUCUUGAUGUAACUGAUUAAUUUUGAAUUCUCUUAUUGUGUAUUCUCCAUCUUCCGGUGCCAUUCAGUCGUCUGUGAGGACUUAAAUGCCAAUUGUAUAAAGCAGAGAUCUCUAAUGAGUGAUUCUUGAUUCUUGUCUCAUUAAAAUGUACCUCGAAGGGUUACUUUGACAUGUUGACGUUCAGUCUAUGGUUUGCCUUCAUGCCGGUUGUGUAGUCUGCAAAUUGUGUCUACCUUUUCCCCAAAGCUACACAAAAUCAGUAUCUUAAAAUAUAGGAUGGAAAACAAUGUACAGCUACCAGCUAAGCUAACAUGCUAGCUUGCAGCCAGCAGAUCACACACACACACACACACACACACACACACACGUUUUAAGUUUAGUGUAUUGUUUUUAUUUCAUCAGAUGCUGUUUGUGUUGCUAUUUUUGCUCCGAAGAUACAAACAAUUGUUUAACAUGUAUCAUAGAAAACAUUACACAGCUAUGCUACUGUGUAGCCAGCCGUGUCUCUCGCCUUUAUGGUGCAAUGCUAAUAAUAUUGUUGAGCUGAUUAGCCCCCCCCCCCCCACACACACACACACACAUUAUUAAAAGUGCUUGUUGAAGAAGAAUAACAGACUGGAGUUCAAAAUGUCAAAGUAUUGCUCAAAGACUUUGAAUCUCCCAGGAUUGUACCAGUCUUUUUGACAUGAGGUUGUGCAUAAUUUCCUGCAGUGACUCAGAAAAAUGAAGCUUAAACAGCUCUGUUGAAUACAAAAUGCUAUGAUUGCUUUUUCUAAAUUGUUCUACUUUUGUGUGCCAUAGAUCACUUUUAUAAAAAAUAUAAAAAUGUAUUCUUUAUGAUUUGGCUAUUUUAGUUUUGCCAAUUUGGGUUUUCCUCUUCCUUGGACUUUCUAUUUCUAUCAUACGUGACAAUUAUCUAGGGUUUCAAGAUGUUUAAAGUGCAAUUUACACGCAUUUAAAAUCCAUUAAAAUAUGAUGAAUAACAUAAAAACAAGUCUGGUUAAUUCACACAAACAUUAGGUGGUAAUGGUCACUCUGAGUUACAAUGUUGGAAAAAAGUAGUGGUAGAAAUAGUCGUUGAUAUCAUAAAAUCAACCACUCUUAUCGCACAAAGGUAAAAACAAUUGUCACGAGUCUUGAGAUUCCUUUAAGGAUUAUGGUAAAUGUGGUCUUCAUAUUGAAGAUCUUAAUAAAAAAACAACUUUGAAAUAAUGAAUAGAUAAAGUAUGUUUUGAUUACUGUCCUGUGUGUAGUCUAAUCUGUAUUCAGUAUUCAUAAUAAAGAUACACACCAGUGUUUACCAUCAA